AUGGAAGAUAAUCCUGCCAUCGAACCACACGGACCCAAGGCGCGCCAUCGCGCAACCAGCCCCGCGCCGAAGGUGAAGCCUUCCGGCAAAGCAGCUGCAAGCAAACCUGUCGAGGCCCAGGCUGCGCAAGAAUGGCUUGCCAUGCUUGGGUGGAUUGCACUCCUGGUGAUCACUCAGCUACUUAUGAUUGUCUUUGCAAAAAGGUGCACAGGUCAAGCGCCCCUUCCGCUGCUUCUGUGCUUGGCGCAGUUCACCAUCUCGGCGGUGCUGUCUUCCUCUGCCUCGCACGCUUUGAGCCGGAGUCGAAAGAGUAAGGCGGGUAACGCUGCACCGGGCACGCCCGCGCAGUUGUUGGCACCCUGGACCGUGCUGGCGGACAUUUUGCCCCUGAGUGCUGUGUGGACGGGUGGGUUCGUGAUGUUCAACGCGGCGGCGCUUCACAUGAGCCCGGGCAUGGUGAAUGUCAUCCGCUGCAUGGAACCUUUGGCUACUGUCUGUGUGGGAGCUGGCUUGGGGCAGCAGUUUUCGUGGCAAGUGCUUGCCACGCUUGUGCCCAUCUGUGGCGGAGUUGCUAUGGCUUCGCUGACAACAGGAAGUUUUUCCGCGACAGGCAUCUGCUUUGCCAUGGUUUCGAAUGUGGCAUUCUGCUGCCGGUCCUUCUCCCUGCAGCGGCUUCGCCGCAAUCCGCACAACAAGCUCGAUGACUUGGCUGUCUUCUUCAAUGUCAGCUGGACUGCCACAGUUGCGUUGCCGUUUCUCCAGGUUCCGCUGGAGGGCGCGCAGGUGCUUCCAUCAUUGCAGGCUCUAGGUGACCGGCGAUGGAUCUUUGCAAUGGACCUGUUGGCUAGUAGCGUAUUCUUCUUCCUCUACCAGUUCGUGCAGUUGCUCGUUAUGACCCAGCUCAGCCCUUUGGCGUUCUCGGUUUUGACGCCGGUGGUGAAGGCCCUGAUGAUUGUCGUGCUUACCCUUUACUAUGGGGAUGAGAUGAGCCCUCUCAGUGCACUGGGCGUGGUCCUAUCCGUGGCGGGUGGCUACCUGUUCACACUUGCAAAAAGCAAUUCCGGUCGCGCCAAGGACGUCCAGAAGAAUACGUAG
This is a messenger RNA of Symbiodinium natans, 1095 nucleotides long. Lineage: Eukaryota; Dinophyceae; Suessiales; Symbiodiniaceae. The record is from the annotation of a GenBank genome assembly.